Sebastes umbrosus (honeycomb rockfish) is the source of this 3122-nucleotide messenger RNA. RefSeq names its product C-type mannose receptor 2. The transcript has 6 exons. The coding region runs from base 586 to 2280 and encodes 564 amino acids. NCBI's taxonomy places the organism in Eukaryota, Metazoa, Chordata, Actinopteri, Perciformes, Sebastidae. The record is from RefSeq and is a predicted model, not a curated record.
CCCUAAGGUGUGAGUCCUGGGGGUCCUGUAUCUUCUACCAGAGGGCAGGAGGGAGAACAGACUGUUGUGGGGGUGUGUUGUGUCCUUAAUGACCCUCAGGGACUUCCUGACGCUGGGAAGUCCAGGAUCCAGUCACACAGUGGUGUGUUCAGGCCCAGAUCCUUGAGCUUACUGACGAGCCUGGAGGGCACUAUGGUGUUGAACGCUGAGCUGUAAUCCACGAACAGCAUCCUCACAUAGGUGUCCCUUCCUUCCAGGUGGGAGAGGGCGGUGUGUAGUACAUGGGCGAUGGCGUCCACUGUGCCUCUGUUUGGGCGGUAUGCAAAUUGCGGUAUGCAAACUGCAGCUAUGUGCCGUGCAGUAUGUGCAAGAGAGAAAGAAUCCUGAAAAACUGCUUUGUCCGUAGCUGCUCCUGAAGAGGUGUCUCUUAACAAACCAAGUUGCAUUCUUACUACAAACACUGUGCUUCUCACUGCUGCUAGCAACUUAGACUUAGACUUAGACUUAGAUACAGCAACAGAUCACACAGUAACAGAAUAUUAACUUAUUGACUUUUUUCUUUUGCUUUUUGUUUUGCCGUUUGCCAUGAUCAUGACUGAAAACAGAAGGAUCGUGAAGGAAGGGACUCAAACUUUGUAUCUGCUUUUUAUCUCAGGAUUUUGCUCCUUUGCACUGGGAUCUUCAGAUUUUCACCUUAUUACUAUUUCUAAGAACUACACAGAAGCAAAGACCUAUUGCAGAGAGAUGUACACUGAUUUAGCCACAGUUCACAACUCAACGGAUAUGGAUAAUUUGAUCACUUUAGUUCCAAGUACCACUGCCAGAGCCUGGAUAGGACUUGAGACUGGAGAUGUGCGGAUGUGGCAUUGGUCCUGGCCUGAUCAAAAGCUGGAUUAUUUUAACUGGAAGGCAGGAGAGCCACAAAUAAAUAAUGAAGAUGCGUGCGCAGCAAUGGAUCAACACAGCGAGUGGAUUGAAAGCGAUUGUGGAACUAAAAGAAGUUUUGUUUGUCAUGGCAACAGUAAUACCAGCGGUCUCAUUUUUGUUGCUGAGACCAAAUCAUGGAGGGACGCACAGAAUUAUUGCAGGGGCUUGUCGUCUGAUCUCAUUAGCAUACACUCAGCAAAAGAGAAUGAGGCAGUACAUAAUGUGUCGGUGUCACAAAAUGUGUGGAUCGGCCUCUUCAAAGAUCCCUGGAAGUGGUCUGAUGGGAGCGAGUCAUCGUUUCGUUACUGGAAACCCAAUCAGCCAAACUACCGUAGAGGUCAGAAUUGUGCUGCCGCUAUAUUCAAAGAUGAAGGGCAGUGGAAUGACCUGAAUUGUGCCGGCAAACGCAAAUUUGUUUGUCGUGGGGCAAGAAAAUCAAUUCCAACAAGCACCAUUCAAACAAGUACACAGGACACGCCAGCAAAUCUGACAACUGUUUCAAACACUUCAUCUCAAGAGGUCAUGUUGACAUAUCAUUUGACUGUGGAUACUACCAAUCAAUCACACACUACCAAUGUUACCACCGAAGAAGCAAAAACCAACAGUGAACCGACAACACCAAAUACCACAGAUCUUGUGUCAAAUACCUCAAGCACUGAGCUCAACAAUGCAACUACAGAGAUGACAACUGUGACAGCGACACAGCAACCUCUCACAACGACUGCACAAGUGACCCCAGACAGUGUCUCUACGUUAACAACACUGAUGGGGACUUCAGCCCAGAACACAACACAGUUCUCAACGCUAAAGCCCACUGAAAACAGUUUUCCUAUAGAAAUGACAACUGUGACCGCAACACAGCAACCUCUCACAACGACUGCUGAAGUGACGCCAGACGGUGUCUCGACGUUAACAACACUGAUGGAGAUUUCAGCCCAGAACACAACCCAGUCCUCAACACUAAAGCCCAUUGAAAACAUUUUUCCUACAGGAAACUUGAUACUAAUCCAAGAAAAUAUGACAUGGAUUGAAGCUAUGGAUUACUGCAGGGAGCACCAUAUUGACCUUGUCCAGAUUACCACCAAAGACAUUCAGGGGAAGGUGGCUGAAAUGGCAAAUAACGCCACAUCACCCCAUGUUUGGCUAGGUCUACGGUACACUUGUAAAUUUAACUUUUGGUUCUGGACUAAGUCAACUACUGGCUGUUAUCAGAACUGGGCCCCCGGACAAGGAUCUGAAGGGAAAUAUGACUGUGGUGCAACAGGUGCCAUUGAGGCCACUGGGAGGCAGCAGUGGGUAGGCUUGCCUGAGACAGAACAACUGAAUUUCAUCUGCUACGCAUGCACUGGAUGAGUGUGCAUGUUAUUAUUGCAACUUUCAUAAUGCUGUAAAUUACACAAUAGUUCUGGUUAUACAAGCUUUGGUGUUUAAAAAUUAAUAUGUUUUUUCAGUUAUUGAUUCAACAUUAAAUACAAUGUUUUUGACAGCAUCAAGCUAGUGCGAACUUCAACAGAGAUAUCAUGGCUUUUUUAAUGCGCACGUAUGACGUCAUACUUCUACCUUUGUUGAAAUACAGCUGCCUUCUCUAUUGUUGAGACUGAAUUUCAUUAAAUAUGAAAACCUCAUGUGGUGUGUAGGCGUGCACAUUCACAGUCAUGGGCAGCAAGAGUAAUGUGAGAACAUUGAUCUGCCUCUGUGCCUUUCACUCAGGGGUUACUAUUUGCAUGUUGACCCCCUGGGUUGGGCCCCAAGAUUGUUCUUUUUUAGACCACCAGAGUGUGGCCCCCGAUCCAGACGGCCUGCUGCCCUCACUGACCUGACCUUCACUAGCGGCCACAUGGAAGACAGAGCUCACAGACACUCACCUUCCUGUCUGCACCCUUGAUGUAGACGGAGCAUCUACAAACAUUGGAACUGGAAACGAUACAACAUUUUAACUGAUUCGUUAAUCUCAAAAUGUAUGAUAAAAAUGCAACUGUGAACAGGCUGUUCUGACUGUUAUCAACCGGCUUGUUACAUAGAACCGACAUUUCUUUUUAAAUGAAUGGCUCAAGAUGUUUGAAUGGGCUUUAAUUGUCAGUUGGUACACGUUAAAGUCUAUAUUGCUUAAGGUGGAAAAAGAAGAAACUGAAGAAAAGCCCUUCUAAGGACAGGUGUUGUAAAUUAGCAUUCACUAUAAACACUACAUUGCAUUG